AUGGCCGCCUCCGCCGCGCGCUCGCCGCCGGCGAUUGACCGGCACGCGGUGCGGCUGGUCUCGCGCGUCUCCGUAGCACUGGCCGCCAUCGCCACGCUCUCACUCUUACACCUCUUGCGCCACGCAUCCAUGUACUGCUUCUCCGCGUCCGACCCCGUUGCGCUCACCAUCUCGCUCGGCCCCUUCCCCCGCACCUCUUGCGACGCCGCCUCGCGCCGGGUGGUCCCGCCCGACCGCCGCCUCGCUAAGCUCCGCGCCUCCCCUCGCUGGAGACGCCGUGCCGCUUCCCUGGCCACGUCCGCCUUCGCACCGCUCCGCGGCCUCGGCCUCCUCGCGGCCCCUUCCCGCGUCCUCUGCCUCGCCGCGGGCGCCGGACACGCCGUCGACGCGCUCCGUGCGUCGGGGACCAGGGACGCCACGGGGAUCGACCUCGUCGACUUCUCGCCGCUCGUCCACCGCGCGGAUCCCCACCGCCUCCCCUUCUCCGACGGCGCCUUCGACCUUGUGUUUUCGGAUGAUCCCUCGGCGAUAUCCGGCGCGCUCUUCCCGUCCCGCCUCGCGCGCGAGGCUGAGCGCGCCGUCCGACGCGGUGGCGGCAUUGCGCUCGCGUUCGACCGGGAGAUCGAGACCGCCGCCGUCGCCACACUAUUCAAGAGAUCGCGCGUUGUGGAUGUGAAGGAUGUCACCUUGGAUGGCUCCCAGUACUGCAGUUCAUCCAUGGUGUUUCUUGGCCACAUAUUAUGCUGCUGCAAACUCCUUUCUCCAGAAGACCAGAAUCAGAGAGUACUUUUUAUCGACACAAUUGUGCCAAGUGCUACUUACUUUGCAAAGCACAAAGCGCAACCGAAUGUCCUCUCUGGCCCUGAGUCAUUGCUUGACUGCCUGAGAGCCCUCCAUGACACUUCAGAAUUGUUAUACCCACCAGGAGGGUUCUCAGAUCUUCUGGAGCCAAACCCAUUUGCUAACCAUCCUAGUGGAAAUGAAAAUUUUCACUAUGUUGGUGCACAGCAAAAUGAUGAUAUAGUGGUUGAACUCGGUGUAGAAGAAGAUGAAACAAUUAACGUCGAUGAGGAUUCUAGAACCGACAAGCGUUUGAAUUGGUCGGUCCCUGAAGACAAACGACUGGCCAAUGCUUGGUUGCGUAAUUCAAAGGACCCAAUAGAUAGAAAUGACAAGAGGGGGGAUGCUUAUUGGGCAGAUGUUACUAAAGAAUACAACAAGGACACAGAAAAUAGCCGUAAGAGGAACCGAAACCAACUAAAAAUACGUUGGGAUCGUUCUAAGAAACCAUUAACUGAUUUUCAUGGAUGUUGGGUAAAUACCAAUAGAGUGUGGCAAAGUGGGAUGAGUGAUGACCAGGUUACUGACAAAGCAUUAGAGAUGUGGGCCGGCAAAAAUAAUGGUAAGGCCUUCCAUCUGCUGCAUAUGUGGAAGGUAGUACGUGGUGAGCAAAAGUGGUCAGCAUAUCUUGCUAGGUUAAAGAAGGAAAAGGAAAAGGGUGCAAAGGCUAAUCCAGCUCCAUUGGUGAAUUUGGAAUUAGAUGGAGAAAAGCGACCUAUGGGACAUAAGAAAGCAAAAAAAGAACUCAAUGGCAAAAAGAAGUCACCUGAUGCUUUGGCUGAUUUUAGUGGAAAAUUUGAGAAGUUCAUUGAAGCAAGUAGCAAGAAUAGAGAGGACAGAGAGAAGAUGACUGAAAUUCAGCAAAGCUUGACUGAUAAGAAGAUUGAAGCAGCUAGGCUUAAUCAUGAAGCAGCUCAUGAACAAACUAAGUGCAAAAUGUUAGAAACUUACACACAGUUGCUGUUUGCGCCUACUGUUCAGCUUAGUGCAGAUGCUUUGGUUGAGAGAAACUUGGCACUGGAGAGCCUAAGACUUGCUUUAUUUCCGAAGCAACUGCGUGCAAACAAAUGUGACCCUGGAAGUAGUUCCUUUAAGGUUGAUGAUUAG
Molecule: messenger RNA, 1947 nt
Organism: Miscanthus lutarioriparius
Lineage: Eukaryota; Viridiplantae; Streptophyta; Magnoliopsida; Poales; Poaceae
Source: the annotation of a GenBank genome assembly